AUGGCGGCGAAAAGUGAGUAUCUCACAUAAAAAUAAGUAAAAAAAUAAAAAUAUUUUGUACCUUUAUUCACAAGAAACAAAAUAAGAGCCUUUUUAUAUUUUUGUUAACUCUGGUGUAGGUCAGGAGGGGUCAAAGAAAAAUAUAUUCAAAUUUCAAGACCUUAAAACCUUGCCCGACGAAAUCAAAGAUUAUUCGCCUUCCUUGCAAAAUGAACAUACUCCAAUACUUAUUGAUAAUGGUGAGUCAUGGAUUAUUAGAGGACGCUUAUAGUUCUACAAAUGCAAGAUUGUUGGUGACACACAGUGGUUGGUGCUUGUGUGAUAUGGCUUUCACAUCUACAUCUCAUACUGUGAUAUUUGGGGCUCAAUUUCUGCAAAUGGCAAUAUUGAUAUGCAAAGUGACUAAUAAUAUGCCCGGCAGUUAUCUAUUUAUAGAGCUGAGAUUCAUAUCUUUAAUAUCAAGAAGUGUUUUUGCAAAUGCUUUCAUUGAGUCCACCAGCGGCAUGGUGGAAACAGCAUGUGCUUGGGCAUUCUGCGUCGUCAGUUCAAAUCCCAGCAAGAACAUUUUCGUUCUUUUUUGUAUUUUUUCCUAAUUUUUUUCUUAUCAAAUUAUUUUACUAAAUGUUUCUAUGGGUUAACCUGCAUACCACUGCUCAACACUUUUCCCUUGGCGAGUAAUAAAAUACUACAAAAUACUACAUGGGGAGCACUUAGGUGCAUUGCAGCUUGACGAGUUAAUGUUAAUUUUCAAAAUAAUGAUUCACUGUUAUUUCAGGCAGUUUUCAAUGCCGAGCAGGCUGGAUGAGCGACGAGAGACCCUCGUUAGUACUCAGAAAUGCAAUUGCAAAAUCACGAGGCAAGAAAGAUGGCGAGAUGGAAAUUCUUAUCGGGAAUGAUAUUUCAAAUAUCGAGCUUGUUAGGUGGUCGUUAAAAAGUCAGUUUGAUCGGGAUGUCGUCACUCAUUAUGAUGCUCAAGUAUGUUUAUUAACAACUAUAAUUUGGGCUUGUGAUUUAUGUAGUAGAGUCAUCAUUCAUAAAAGUGGGGUCAGAUAGGGUCUGGGAACUCAGACUCUAUCCUAUUAUUCUGUUCAUAUUUAUGUGAACUUGCAGGGUGAAGUCAAGAAUUUUUGGUAUGUUGACCAUCAAGUGGCAUCAUCUACUUAGAGUGCAGAAUGGGUGUGCAAUAAGUCACCACUGAAACUUGUUUAAAUCUUCCUAAACACACAGCUCCGUGCACUCCCAGAAAUCUGUCUACUGUAUAUAUGAAUAAAGUUACUUUCCUAAUAAUUCUGUUCAAUGAUUUUGCACAUUCUUUUAGGAACAAAUUUUUGACCAUAUUUUCAGCAGACUUGGAAUCAACACCCAGGGAAGUGUUGAGCAUCCAGUGGUUCUGACAGAGUGUGUUUGUAACCCAAACUAUUCACGGCAAUGUAAGCUUAUGUAUACACAUUAGUUUCUUAUCAUGUACAAACUGCAGACCUGUCAAUUCUUGGGAAUGGCUAAGUGGAGAGUUAUAAAAUGGGGAGUUAAGUUGGAGAAUUACGAUUUUUGGAGAGUUAAGUUCGAGGCACACCUGUGUUUUCCAAAGACCACACCCAAUUUGUUAACUCUCCUGAUGUAACCUUUCGAGGAGUUGAAGAGAUUGCAAAAAUGAUUAUAAAGGAAAAAUGAUUAUAACUUCUUACUGUACUGUAUUUUAACUGCAUUAUGACUUUAGUUUUGCUCUGCUGGUUUUUGACAAAAUCUCAUAGCCUUUGAGGGCUAAAAAGCAUUAUCUCCCUGUUUUAAAGUUUUAAUCUUGACAGGUCUGAAGCUGUCUAACUAGUCUAAGACUAACCACACAAUUUCUUUCCCCAGCAAUGAAUGAACUUCUGUUUGAAUGUUAUCACGUUCCUCAAGUCGUGUUUGGAAUAGACAGUUUAUAUAGUUUAUACUACAAUCAACCCAUGCAAGGUAAACUAUCUAAAACACUAGCCAAACUGUCUUUCCAUUUACUUGGUCAUUAUGCAUAGCCAACAUGUAAGCUAACAAUAUUUUUUAGAGAACAACACUGCUUUGGUAAUAUCCUCUGGCUAUCAAGUCUCCCAUAUUUUACCAGUUGUCAACGGAAAACUUGACGCAAGGAGUUGCAAAAGGUUCGUUUAGUUGCAAGAUUUUUCACAGAAAUUUUAAAACAGUACAUUAGAUGCGAAUGCUAAAAUGUCACUCGUAUAAUGCGUACCAGUUUACUCUUUAUGAUGUCAUCUACAUGAGUAGAACUAAAGGUCAAAUGAUAUGUUGGAAGUCAUGCAUGGUUACUAACACAAUAAAGUUUUGAUGAGUGGUCCAACUAUGUUUUAACUUAAUAAAAUACAUGAUAGUGUUGGGAAAGCCCAACUUUCAUCCUCGUUUGAUCCGGGCUUAACAGCCAAAAUAUUCUUAUCUGACUUUAUAUAUACUGGAUAGCUUUAUCAGUUCUAAACUGUUCUCCCAAGAGGUCCAGUAAGGGCCAUCUUUAUUUUGACCCAGUGUUACUACCGGAGGAAACCUAAACUAUAACAAUAUUUAUACUGGAUUGUUCAAUCAGUUCUAAACUGUUCUCCCUCUCAAAUUUUAUCACAGAAUAAACAUAGGCGGUAGUCACUGUGUGGGAUACAUGCAAAGAUUGUUACAAUUGAAGUAUCCAAGUCACACAGCACAGAUUACGUUAUCAAGAGCGCAGGUUUGUUUGUCAAAUAAUUUCAAUAUCUGUUUGAAUGCUGAUAACCCUAGGUUGACCUAAAAUUCAAAGUAAACUUCCCAACAGCUUUGUUUAUAAAUAUGGAAAAUUUUCUUUAGAAAUCUUGUCUGGAUCUGAAGUUUUGAAAUAAACAGACGUGCAGAAAUACAUAAACUAGAACAGCAGGUUAAAUUUUAACCAAGGGUUAGGGCUAAUCUAGCUUUGAACAAUCAGCCCCUGACGGACUAGAGGCAGCAGUCUGAAUUGAGCCUUUCAGACAAAAGUUGCGAGGAUUUGUUUUCAAUGUUUUGCAGGAAAUAGUUCACGACCAUACGUACUUGGCAACGGAUUAUCAUGAAGAAUUAUGUCGUUGGUUAAACGAAGAUUAUUCCAACAAAGAGCAGUGUGUUAUGCAGCUACCUUUUACACAGCCUGCUGGCGGACAAAAUACUGCCGUCAAAGAUGAAGAGAAGGAGAGACUAAGAAGGGAAAAACAAGGACGAAGACUACAGGAAAUCAAUUGCAAGAAAUUACAAGAGAAAGUAAGGAUAAAGCAAAGAAGUGUACAAUACAAUACAUUCGGUACACGACACAGCACAGUACCGUACAACACAUUACAAUAGAGUGCAAUUCAACAAAAUACGCGCAAUACAGAACAACACAGUACAUUACAGCAGGGCUGCAAAUUACUGUCGGACAUCGGACAAUGUCCGACUAAAUUUGGCAAAUGUCCGAGCAAAAAAAUUGUCACAUUAUACAUUUUUUUGCCGUGACAAAAUCCGAUUGCAAAUUCACUCAAUUUGCAUUUUGCAAUAGAAUUUACGAGGCAUUCUAGCAUUUUACUUAACGUUGCGCCGGAAUGGCUAUACGUACUUGUCUCGUGACUUAUAAAUAUCUUGUGACGUAUAUAUGUCCGACCAAAUUUAGUGGUGUACGUUGGUUUUUGUCCGACCAAAUUCAAGUUAUGUCCGACCAAAAUUAAAAGUGACCGGACAAAUGUCCUGUCAAGUCAAAUAUUUAUUUGCAGCCCUGUUACAGUACAGUACAAAACCACAGUAGCGCAGUUCAACUACUGUACAACACAGUACAGACUACAGUUCACUACAAUUCAAUCCUUUAGUUAUCAGAGGAAGAAGCUCGACUUAAGAAAUUGCUAAAGAUCCGAAAACUGGAAAAUAACGAAAAUAAAUUUAAGGUAGGCUAAUUCUACUGCGAAAGGUUUUAACUUGCCAUGUCUAUAUAGUUAUAAAGAACUGUCUCUAUUAUGUGACUAUAUCACUAUAAUUGUUUUAGGCUGCAAUGACAAAAGAAGGGUUUCAAACCGCAGAGGUAAGAAUAUGGAAUAAAAUAUUGAGUAACCUACUGUAUAAGCUAAUGGUUUUUAUUCACAGUCUAUAUUAUAAUUAUAUCUUAGGAAUUUCAACUCGCAAUUGAGAAUUUGUCGAUGAUAACCAAAAAAAGAAGUGAGAAAGUGAAGAAACUACAAGCAUCAAUUCAAGCUGCG
This is a messenger RNA of Paramuricea clavata, 4202 nucleotides long. Lineage: Eukaryota; Metazoa; Cnidaria; Anthozoa; Malacalcyonacea; Plexauridae. The record is from the annotation of a GenBank genome assembly.